AAAAAUAAAAUAAAAAACAUAUCCAAUUCGAAAAAACUCAUAUAGUACUCAAAAAAUAUUAUGGUUCAACUAGUUAUUUAAUUAUUUAUUAUGACACCUGGUACAUUUUUUAUAAGUAUUUGUCUACAAUAGUUUAUUAUUCAUCAAUAUAAAUAUAUAUAUGCUAUAUUUUAUAAUGUAUUUUAGUAUCUUAAUUGUCUACUCUUCAAAAACUUAUAGAACGAAUGAAAUUAUAUAUUUUCAUAUUUCAUUUACAUUGUCAAAUAUUGAAUAACAACAAAAAGAUUCAUGUCAUAUCUAAAUAAGAGCAUGAUUAACUCAGUCUCUUAUUUGAGAUUCUUAAUUUAUGAUUUGACAUUUUUUUUACAUUUUUCGGUUAAUAGAUGUCUCUUAUAUUUUUUAUUUAAGAUAUGAUUUUUAGAUUUUCUUAGUUAAAAACUAAAAAGUGUCUCUUAACUGAAGCUAAAACUCCAGUUAAAAGACCGGAUUAAUCAUGGCCUAAGGAUUCAAUGGAGUGAAAAAAAGAAAAAUAGGGAAUUAAAAGCUGAAAAUAAGAAAGAGAGAGGGGCAUAAUGUGGCCAAAAAGGUACAGAGGGAGCCACCAAUGAUAGAUGAAGUUUUUGCAAUUUCUUUUGUCUCAUACUUAAUUAUUUUUCUCUCUUCCUUCUCUUCACACUUCUCCUUAUAAAUUCCUCUUCUCCUUCUUCAUUUCCUCCUCAUCAUUCACACACACACACACACACUGUCUCUCUUUCUCUCUGUCUUUCUCCAUAUCUCCUCUCGUUUUCAACACUUGUGAGAAAUAUGACGAACCAGAAUGUCAUCGUCUCCGACAGAAAUCCCAUCUUGGGUUCAAAAACCAUCACAGUCUCUGUCUCUAACUCUCCCCUGUUCUCUUCACCUCCCACUUACUUUACCUUCCCUCGUCGAAAGUUCUUGGAACUUCUUGAAGCAGCUGACAAAAACAACAACAACAAGAACAAUCUUGGUGCUGGAAAGAUUUCAUCGUGGGUUGAUUCCAUGCGUGAUUCUUCUCCUACACGUCUCAGAUCCUCUUCUCGUGACUCUGACUCAGACAACGACGAAAAAACAUCUUGGAUCGUUAGAUUUCCAUCAGCUUUGAAUAUGUUUGAUAAGAUUAUGAAUGCUGCAAAAGGGAAACAAAUUGUGAUGUUUCUUGAUUACGAUGGGACGCUUUCUCCUAUAGUUGAAGAUCCCGACAAAGCUUACAUAACACAUGAGAUGCGAGAGGUUGUAAAGGAUGUGGCUCUAAACUUCCCUACUGCUAUAGUCACUGGACGAUCCAUUGAUAAGGUUCGUGCUUUUGUCAAACUCAACGAGAUUUACUACGCUGGAAGCCAUGGCAUGGACAUUGAAGGACCUACCAACGAAAAUAGUUACGGCGAGAGUAAUCAGGGAGUGCUGUUUCAACCUGCUCGUGAGUUUGUACCAAUGAUCGAGAAGGUGGUUAAGAUUUUAGAAGAAAAGACAAAAUGUAUCCCUGGGGCUAUGGUGGAGAACAACAAGUUUUGUCUGUCCGUACAUUUUCGACGUGUUGAUGAGAAAAUAUGGGCCGCAUUAGCCGAACAAGUGAAAUCAGUUCUAGUUGAUUAUCCAAAGCUGAAACUAACCCAAGGUAGAAAGGUGCUUGAAAUCCGCCCCACAAUCAAAUGGGACAAGGGCCAGGCCCUCAAUUUUUUGCUAAGAUCAUUAGGAUUCGAACAUUCGGAAAAUGUUGUUCCGGUGUAUAUUGGAGAUGACCGUACCGACGAAGAUGCGUUUAAGGUUUUACGUGAAAAGGGACAAGGUUUUGGGAUUCUUGUCUCAAAAGUUCCAAAGGAAACCAAUGCCUCUUAUUCUCUUCAAGACCCUUCUCAGGUUAAUGAGUUUCUGAAGCGUUUGGUAGACUGGAAGAGGAAGACAGUUGGGGAAGAGUGAAACAAAAUACCACAUUAAUACCUGAGUUUAUUUCUAAAUUUUGAGGAGAAUAUUUAUAUUGUCAACCUUUUAAGAAAACUAGUAGAUGCUUAGAGGGUGUUUCGGCCAGAAGUAUCUUAACUUUUCUACAUGGAUCCAGAAAUUGUAAAUUUCGUGUAACGAUUCAGAAAAGGGAGAAAAUGUAUUAAUACAUUCUCCGACGUUUAUCUUCAUUUCCAACUUCUUGUGCCUCGUCAUAACUUAAUACUUUUUUUCUACCGUUCACUGUUUAAUCAGUGAAUAUGGGAUGAUGUUGUCGAUA
Messenger RNA from Brassica rapa (field mustard), 2239 nucleotides. Its product is annotated as trehalose-phosphate phosphatase B. The record is from RefSeq and is a predicted model, not a curated record. NCBI's taxonomy places the organism in Eukaryota, Viridiplantae, Streptophyta, Magnoliopsida, Brassicales, Brassicaceae. Gene Ontology annotation, biological process: trehalose biosynthetic process. Gene Ontology annotation, molecular function: trehalose-phosphatase activity.